Filobasidium floriforme is the source of this 1329-nucleotide messenger RNA. RefSeq lists its product as uncharacterized. Gene Ontology annotation, molecular function: oxidoreductase activity, acting on the CH-CH group of donors, NAD or NADP as acceptor. Lineage: Eukaryota; Fungi; Basidiomycota; Tremellomycetes; Filobasidiales; Filobasidiaceae. The transcript has 7 exons. Bases 140 to 1177 code for a protein of 345 amino acids. The record is from RefSeq and is a predicted model, not a curated record.
AUGAGGUGAUGAUGAGCAAGCAAGCAAAUGGCUCGAGGAGGUCGAUAUAUAAGGGUAUACACAUUUGAACCAACUCUUUCAUUACCUGGCACCGCCUCUUCUUCGACUCGACCAACAAUCGCACACACCUCGCACCAUCAUGUCAUCCACCCCCACCACCUCCCGCGUCUGGACCCUCGCCGAGCCUCCUACGGGCCCCAUCACCUCGUCCACCUUUUCCCUCGAGACCCAGGACCUCCCCGAACUCAAAGACGGCCAAGUCCUCGUGCAGCCCACCCACCUGUCCAAUGACCCAGCUCAGAGGACGUGGAUGGACGGGGAUACCGAUCCCCGUAGGUUGUACGCCCCGCCCAUCUUGAAGGGACAGUCCGUUACAGCUGGGGGGAUCGCCAAGGUCAUCAAGAGCAAGAGUUCGAAGUGGAAGGAGGGGCAGGAAGUUUCGGGGACAUUCGGGUGGUACGAAUACGCCGUCGUCGACGAGAGUCAGAUCCAGAGCGAGGCCAUCAAGAUCCCAGGCCAAUCCCCCGUCAUCUCCCUCUCCUUCCUGGGCGGCAUCGGGCUCACCGCCUACUUUGGUGUGUUCGAUGUAUGCAAGCUGGAAAAGGACAGCGUUGUAGUCGUUAGCGGAGCAGCAGGCGCGGUCGGAUCGACCGUCGUCCAGAUCGCGAAGAAGGUCGUCGGGUGCAAGAAGGUCAUCGGGAUCGCUGGCGGCAAGGAAAAGUGUGAUUGGGUCAAAUCCCUCGGAGCCGAUGAAUGCGUCGACUACAAAUCAUCUUCCUACGCCAAAGACCUCAAGGAUCUCCUCCCGGACUAUGCCGACGUCUACUUUGACAAUGUCGGAGGAGAGAUUUUGGACGUCAUGUUGCCGCUCGUCAAGCGGUACGGCAAGGUCGCCGUCUGCGGGUCUAUCGCUAACUACAACGGAGAGCCUAUGAAGCUCAAGAACUGGCGAGAGGUCAUCUACAACCGAUUGCACAUCCAGGGUCUAAUCAUCUUCGACUACCUCGACCGAGCCGGACAGGCCAUCUCGGACCUCAGCGGAUGGAUCAAGGACGGCAAGAUUGAGACUACCGGCGGCGAGAUGAUCGUGGACACCAAAUUCGAAGACAUUCCCGCUACGUGGCAGAUGUUGUUCGAGGGCGGAAACAAGGGGAAAUUGAUCACCAAGUUGCAGUGAUCAGGUUGAACUUUGCGGGUUGUUAGAAUGCAAAAGGACGUCGUUACUGUAGCCAAAAUUACAACAAGAUGCGAUAUGAAGCUUCAGUGAAGUAAAGAAAGAGCCAUGUACAGUUUGUGGGCGUCUGACGCUGUAAUGCCAACGCGAGGGGG